Molecule: messenger RNA, 3049 nt
Organism: Labeo rohita (rohu)
Lineage: Eukaryota; Metazoa; Chordata; Actinopteri; Cypriniformes; Cyprinidae
Gene: terf2
Product: telomeric repeat binding factor a
Exons: 19
Coding region: 50-2356 (768 amino acids)
Biological process (GO): negative regulation of telomere maintenance via recombination; telomeric D-loop disassembly; negative regulation of telomeric D-loop disassembly
Cellular component (GO): nucleus; shelterin complex; chromosome, telomeric region
Molecular function (GO): G-rich strand telomeric DNA binding; protein homodimerization activity; double-stranded telomeric DNA binding
Source: RefSeq, a predicted model, not a curated record
CCCUCUUCUGCAGCGUGAGCGCGGCCACAGACGGAAUGCGCGCUUUCACAUGAAUCCCGACAGAAUGAGUGAAUGUACAAGUACAGUAAACACUCUGAGCGACGAGCAGAUCAUCAACAGAUGGACUUUCGACUAUUACGUGUUCAAGGCGUUCAGCGCGUUCAGAAAUGGAGAUUACACGGCCUUCACGCACUUCACCAACAUCACUGAGAAUUUGGUGGUCAGACCCAUCGAUGGACACAGCGACAUGGUGGUGAAGCUGCGCUUCAUGCAGUUCCUGUCCAGGAUCAACAACGGCGACAAGCUCGAUCUGACAUUUGAAGAGCCCAAGACUCCUCUGGAGUCGGCUCUGAAUGUGCUGGAGAGCAUCUGCAGGGACAUGAGCGUCCCUCAGCGGGAGCAGGACCUGGUGCGGCACGCCAUCAUCGAGACGCUCAUCAUGGUGUGCAUCCGGAGCGGAGAGUUCGAGAAGGCUGAGGAGAUGCUGCUCCGACACUUCAGCGACGCUGCCGAUUCGGCCGGAAAGAAGAAGCUGUUUGUGAAUCUGAUCCGGCGCAGGCGUUCCUCACACUCGGUUCUGCAGCUGAGCUCAUAUGCUGACUUUAAACAGGACAUGCUGGACUUCAUCGAGCGGCUCUACUGUGUCCCCGAGCCCUUCCUCGUUCAGAUGCUGAAGCGCUCCGGACAUCACGGGGUGAGAUCUGAGCCCGUGACGUCGUCACAGGACGGGCAGCGGACCAAGCAGAAGACUAGCGCUGCAGCCGCAGAGGAUCAUGGCGGUGUGUCUGCGCGUCCCGCAGCAGCGGGUCGUCUGAGUCUGCACAGUCUGCGGCAGGUGUACGGCGUGCUGAGCGAGCGCUACGGCGUGAGCGUGUCCUUCACGCAGCUGCAGGAGGAGGUGGAGAUGGAGGCGCAGCAGGAGAACCCAGAGACGGACGGUCCGGAGCUGCACCUGGUCCUGUCCGAGACGCCCAUGGAGCCCAUGGAGAGAGACUGCGGCAGCCAACAGCAGCACGUGCCGCUGGAGACUCGAUACGCCGGCAUGACCAUUUCACGCCUGGUGCAGGAGGACGACAGCCAGAUCAGUGAGGAGGAAGAAGAAGAAAAAGAGACGCGGAACAACAUCAGUGGCGCUCAGGAGGAGGAGGAGGAGACGCAGAUCAGCUCUCCUCACAGGAUCGUCAUUCCCAGCGGUCCAGACUCAGAUGGUCCUGAGGUUCAGACGCUUCCCAGCAGCCCUCCGUCUGCCAGACGUACAUCCGCACACAACCACAACAGUGAAUCAGAGGUGCAGCAGUCUUCAUCAGAUCAGAUCUGCACUCCUGUUCGACGCAGCAGACGCUCACACACGCAGAACAGUGAAUCAGAGGCUCAUCAGUGUUCAUCAUCUCAGAUCUCCACUCCUGCUCGACACACUCGGAACAGCAGACGCUCAGACACAAAGAAAUACAACAGGAUCAUCCUGUCCAGUGAUGUGGACUCUGAGGAUGUCGGUGCAUCUCCUCCGUCCAACAGACGCUCAUCCAGACACAAACAACAGCAGCAGAAUGACAACAGUGAGUCUGAGUGUGUGAUGGAGGUGCAGAGCUCGUCAGCUCAGAUCUCCACUCCCGUUCGUCCCAGCAGCAGCAGCAGCUCCUCAGCCGUCAGACGCUCAAACAGAGACACACAGAAGAAUCACAGUAUUGUCUUGUCCAGUGACAUGGACUCUGAAGAUCUCGGUGCGUCUCCUCCGUCCAGCAGACGCUCAUCCAGACACAAACAACAGCAGCAGAAUGACAACAGUGUGGGUGAAUCAGCUCCGGUCUUAACUCCUGCUCGUCCCAGCAGCCCUACAUCCAUCAGAGAGACACAGAACCACAGCAGUGAGUCAGAGUGUGUGAUGGAGGUGGAGGAUGGAGCUUCAGCCGCUCAGCACUCGACUCCUGUUCGUCCCAGCAGCAGCUCUCAGUCCACCAGACGCUCAGACACACCGAAACGGAACAAAAGUGUGAUUGUGUCCAGUGAGUCUGAGGAUCACAGCUCGUCUCCUGCACGCCGCAGCAGCUCUCCGUCCACCAGCCGCUCCUCUGGAGAAAAGCACAAGAGGAGGAGGGCCAGAUGGCAGGACGUGUCCGGGACGCAUGAGAACUGGAGCGAUGAGGAGUCACUGUUCAGCGCCGCUUCAGGUCCAUCCCGUAAGAAGUACAGCAGGAAGAUGUGGACGACGCAGGAGUCGGAGUGGCUGAAGGAGGGCGUGCGGCGCUUCGGUGCGGGACACUGGGAGAAGAUCCGCUCGGCCUUCCCUUUCACGGGACGCACGGCCGUCAACCUCAAGGACCGCUGGAGGACCAUGCUCAAGCUCAGGCUGGUGUGACAUGCACACGUGUGUUUUAACAUGUUCAGGUUUUAUACUGAUGUUCCUCAAACUGUUUUAAAACAAUGUGUUCAGAUUGUGUUCCCUAUUAAACGUUUGUUCUGUUGGUUCAGUGCUGCUGUCCUCAUUCUCUACUGAUGUUCAGUGACAUGUUUAGUUUUGAGUCAGUGUAUGUCGAAAAACUCCUGUCUCAUGUUCUCCCUCAACUUCAGAAUUGUCCUAUAUCGCUGUUUUACCUUUUUUGUUAAGCGUGUUUGAUCUUCUUUGCAUGUUCACUUUGCAAAGACUGUGUCGGUACUUCUGCAGUGAUGUAGGAUGAUUUUGAAAUGAUUUUUGAAGUUGAGGGAGAAAAUAUUGGAUUGGAGUUUUUUGACACACCCUAACUGUCUUGAGUCUGAAUACACAGAGUUCAGAGAGAGUAAGACAAGACGAGCGUUUGAGAUUAAAAAGUAUUUCAAUUGCAUUUUUUUUAAAAUGAAAAUAACUGAUCAUUUCGCUAGAUAAGACCCUUCUUCUUCAGCUGGGUUUGUUUACAACCGCAUUUGUGAUCGUUUGAAGCUGCAUUUAAACUGCAUUUUGAAAGUUUAAAAAUCUGGGCACCAUAUCAGUCCAUUAUAUGGAGAAAAAUCCUGAAAUGUUUUCCUCAAAAAACAUAAUUUCUUUAUGACUGAAUAAAGUGGACUUGUUCUGGAA